CGCGUGUACGCAUAUGACUAAUCCUUAAACAACACACUAAAAGAUUCCCCUUUUUGGAGGCGUGGCCUGUUCAUAGCCCUGAAGCCAAGAGUGCUUGCUACUUUCGUUUUAGCUUUUUCGCAGGGUCUCGUCGUCGAGAUGAAGCCACACAGCGAAAACGUGCCACCAGGAGAUGCGCCUGUCUGCAGGCAACACUACCAAACGUUUUGGCCCUCCAAAUUAAGGACGUUGAAGGUAUAAAUCCAAAGUGGCUAUUGAUUUCCUCAGGAAUGUGAUGAAUGAGGCUGCUGUGGAUUUUCUAUCAUUCAAUAAUUGCUUAAAAACAUUAGACAAAUAGCUGAUUUCGUUCCCACUUUUUUCCCCUGAAUGGACUUAAGUAAAAAAAAAUAGGCUAGAUGUUUAAAAUGUUUGAUAAAUACUCCCAGCUUUUAAAAUGCCCCGAACUACUAUAACCUCCAGCAUCUAUACAGGAUCAUACAGUGAAAUGGCGGAUGGAUUUUCUAACAUGGUUCACAGUGUGAUUGCAUCUCUUAAAAAAGAGGAGUAUAAGACCCUACAGUACCUCUGUACAGAUUUGUUCAACAACAUCUGUGUGGAUGAAGAUUUGAGAGCAGCUUUGUUGGCACUGCAGACACAAACUCAAACUGGCGAUGCCCUUCUGAUGGAGCUCGUGUUCCGAAUAAAGCGCUUUGAUAUCCUAAAGAAAGUUUUUGCCACCAACAGACAACAGGUAGAAGGAAUCCUGAAGAUGAGAAGUGUUGUCUCAGAUUACAGGAUUCUAAUGGCAGAUGUGAGCGAAGACCUGCAGGGCGAUGAUUUACAAACUCUUAUCUUUCUCCUGAACAAUACCCUGCCCAAAGAAAGACUGGCCAGAGCUACUAGCUUUUUAGAUGUGGUGGUGGAGUUGGAAAAGUUAGAUAAAGUAUCUUCUGAUAAUCUAGACCUGCUUGAAAAGUGUUUGAGGGACAUUCACAGAAUGGACCUUGUCAAGAGGAUUCAAGCCUAUAAGAAUAGAGGUCAGAAUGUACCAUGUGCAGUCCCUAAAGUUCAGAAAUCCUGUAAGUUCACCCCUGUGCAAUGUCAGUCUCAACCAGUGAAACAAACCCAAUGCUGUUCUCAAGAGUUUAAAAAUUUGAAGCUUUCAGUGCCUGAAACAGGGACACAACAUCAACAGGCUUUAAUGGCGGAGUAUAUAAUGAAUCCAGAGCAGAGGGGGCUGUGUGUUAUUAUCGACUGUGUUGGCUUUGAUGGCGAGAUGUUAAACCAGACAUUUCAGUGUCUUGGUUUCACGGUCAUUUUCCACUCUCUCCUGGGUCUAAAAGAAACCCAGAAGGUCUUGGAAGACCUGACCCGCAACAGGAUCCUUCAGCGGGUCAGUUGCUUUAUCUGCUGCAUCAUCAGCAGGGGAACAGACAAUUAUCUGUUGGCUACGGACUCUAGCAGCAUUGGCAUCAGGCUGGAGGAUCUCAGGCAGCUUUUCAGCCCAACCCAGUGUCCCUCUCUGUGUGGGAAACCCAAACUCUUCUUUACCCAGAUCUACAGAACCACACAAGCCCCAAAUACACCAUCAAUGGAUGAUGAAUACCUUGAGACAGAUGCUCAGGCAUGCCGUUAUUCCAGAGGGCUACGUGCGGAUGCAAGGGCUGUUCCAGUGUCUGCAGAUGAUCUUUGGAGCGUGUGCAGAGCAGAGACAAAGCUGCUGGAAGGGUCUGGCCACUGGUCGGUUUACCUGCAUGCGUUAAACACUGCCUUGCUGAGGGGAAGAGAGAGAAGGAUGCCUUUAUUGGACGUCAUGGAAGUGGUGAAGGGAAAUGUGUUUAGUCACAAUCAGCAAAAUCCUGAGAAUAAGUAUCACACUGAAUUCUCUCAAACACUACGCAAGAACCUUUACUUGUAACACUCAAUAUGUGCAUCGCAACACAAACUACUUUCUUCCAUACAUGCACCCUGCAGUUGUUUUUUUUUUUAGAAUGUAACUAUCGUUUGUGUCUGUAUGGUGGAUGAAUAAUCUCCGCAUAGUACUGCCAUAAUAAUUUGUUAUACAUCGUUUUAUGUAUUUGUGUAUUAUUAAUAUUUUUAUUUAUUAUUGUGUAGUCACCUCCUGUGCAGCUAAUACAAAGUGCUCUGUUUGCAGUCACAGUGCUCUUUACUCAUUAAUUAAUUUAAGUAUACCUUCAGUCAUUAGUCAGCCUAAAUGAAGUUUAUUUGUAUAGUGCUUUACAAAAGAGCAGCUUUUCACAAAAAUAGUGCCUUAAUGCUUCAAAGGUGCAACGCAAAGUUGAAUGGUGCAAGGAAAGCAACUCUAUGAGUUGUUUAGGUGAAUGGCAGAAUCCAAACCCCAUCCUACUCUGGCAUGACAUUUUACAUGUGGUAAAUAUGUAGUUACAUUGUAUGCUGUAGUAUUACUCAUGUGUCCAUUGAAUACAUUUUUAAUGUGCAAAUUGUGAUAUUUGAGUAUAUUGUUGAGUAAUCCAUGUAACAUAUCCUUCUUUUGCUUAUUUACACAUCGAUAAAAAUCGCAAUACAUAUUUACAUAAGCAUGUAAAAACAAAUAUAUCCUUAUUGUCUAAUAGUUUUGAUGUUCUAGGUACUACUGUAUCAGUAGGCUGGAGUUUUGUGAUAUUAAUGAGCGUAGUGGAUUGUAUCAUAGAGUAGACCACAUGGGGCUUUAAAAGUAAGUUGACAAGAAGUGAUUAAAUGUGAAGAGUACCUGUUUUAUUAUAUCUAAUUUUAAAUGCAUAUGUAGAAUUUGUAAGUUACUUAUCAUAUUUAUGUAAUUAAUUUAUUCCCCCUUAAGAGGUUUAUGAAUUCCCUGGUGAAAAAAACAGCAUAUGCUGGUAGGUAUGUUUUGAUGCUGGUUUAAGCUGGUCCUUUGCUGGUUUAUCCUGGUCCUUAGCUGGUUUAUGCUGGUCCUUAGCUGGUUUAUGCUGGUCCUUUGCUGGUUCAUGCUGGUCCUUUACCAGCAACAUGACCAGCAAAAACCAGCAAAGGACGAGCUUAAACCAGCAUCAAAACCUACCUAACCAGCAUAUGCUGGUUUUUUCACCAGGGUUGGGGAUUCUCAACUGGUGGGCCUCAGUGAUCCACCAAGGGGGCCGCGAGAUAGCUUAAAAUUAAUUUAAAUAUUAUCCUAAAACUGUUUAAUUUCAUUAUUAAUGUUUUAAAUUAAAAUGAUUAAAGCACAGCCUCUCGUGUUCUGUAAUUGAUUGCUUGCUUACAGAAUGAACGGCGGCUCAAAACUUCCUCCGCUGCACGCAGACUUCAUUUUAGAGUCCUGCAUGGGACUCAUGUUUUAGUCCCGCUUCCGCAAGAUUCUGUCCCGCUCCCAUCCCCGGCAUUCAUGUUUUAUCCCGCUCCUGCUCGCAAAAGCCCGCAUAAAAGUAACCUAUGUAGACAUUUUCACUACAUCGAUGAAAUGCACAUGAAAUGCAUCUCGUAAUUUCCACAAGAUCUCGGCAUAAACGCUGCCGAUAAAAUAUUUAUUUAGGCUAAGCAUCAACAUUUAGAAACGCUGCUAUUCUUAAAAAUUAAGCAUCGGUUGCUGCGUGCAUGCAUGGCAGAAUGCAAGCAAACAGCGCUCCCUUAAAGCUGACAUCUCAGUUCAUCGCGAUCUCAUAAAGCUCUUAUAACACAAUGAAUAUAUGCACAAUGAAUCACUAUGUCUACACUUCGUGUGUUGUUAUGAGAGGAUUCGCGAGCACGCAACAUUCAGCACUGUGCAAAAACUUAUAAGCGGUGAGCAGAUUCUAACUAAAACACCUCUGAUUGGCAAAUGCGUUCCAGAAAUCACCAGAUGGCUUCAUUGCUUAAGCUGCAAACUGCCUGUUCUUGCCACUGUUAAUAAUUUUUAUGUUAUAUUAGUUGUUAUUGUUGUUUUAGUUUUUUUUUAGUUUUUUUUUUUUUUUGUUUAAAUAUUUCUAUUUUGCGAUUCUUGAGAAUCCUUUUAUUCUUCCGCAUGAAUUUGUAGAGGAGUAUUAAGAAUAAAAAUGCCUGAAAUCUA
Labeo rohita (rohu) is the source of this 4000-nucleotide messenger RNA. It is a transcript of the gene cflara, whose product is annotated as CASP8 and FADD-like apoptosis regulator a. Gene Ontology annotation, biological process: negative regulation of extrinsic apoptotic signaling pathway via death domain receptors; proteolysis. The transcript is spliced from 11 exons. The record is from RefSeq and is a predicted model, not a curated record. NCBI's taxonomy places the organism in Eukaryota, Metazoa, Chordata, Actinopteri, Cypriniformes, Cyprinidae. Gene Ontology annotation, molecular function: cysteine-type endopeptidase activity; protein binding. Bases 434 to 1897 code for a protein of 487 amino acids.